UCGUAGAAGUUGGCUGAUAUCUGAUGGCUUCGACGUGGCUGAAACCUUAGGUACCCCCAGAUUCUCAGCCAUCUCUAAGCCGUCGGAAUUUUUGGACAACACGCAGUGUGUUCUUCACAGCAACUAUGGUUCGGUUGAUCACCCACAAUUUACUCGCAUGCCAUGUCAAAGGAUGCACUACAAAUAAUUUUCCACUCAUAUUUCGAGAUGUCGAAGUUGAACUACAAGAAACAGAAUUCAACCCUGACUUCAUCCGGAAUAUGCUGUCUCGAUUGGAAUGGACUGCCUUGAUAAAUGCUGCGAAGCAGGUCGGAGACACAUCACUACCUCCAGAACAGCCAGACAUGAUGGACGACGAGCUACUUCAGAAGCUUCAUCAUGUUUUAAUGGAGAUCAAUGUUACUGAUGGUGCGAUGGUCUGUCAAAAUUGUAACCACAUAUACCCCAUAUCUAAUGGGAUCCCAAACAUGUUAUUGGCCGAGCAUGAAAUCGGCUAAAUCAUGAAUUGCCCCUUCGAGAGUUAACGUUCGCUAGUGCACUGCCGUGUCGAAUUGAUUUAUCACAGCACAAUGAUGGAGUAGUCUGCAAAGUAUAGUAGUAUUUCGUGAAUAAACUUUCAACUGAGUUGAU
Messenger RNA from Suillus fuscotomentosus, 630 nucleotides. RefSeq lists its product as uncharacterized. Gene Ontology annotation, molecular function: protein heterodimerization activity. Gene Ontology annotation, biological process: tRNA methylation; peptidyl-glutamine methylation; rRNA (guanine-N7)-methylation. The coding region runs from base 126 to 497 and encodes 123 amino acids. The record is from RefSeq and is a predicted model, not a curated record. NCBI's taxonomy places the organism in Eukaryota, Fungi, Basidiomycota, Agaricomycetes, Boletales, Suillaceae. The transcript is spliced from 4 exons.